AUGAUUGUUCUAAAUUUGUUACUCGUUAUUUGUAUAAAUGUAUUAAUAACUAUUUUGUUAUUCAUUUUUCAAGAUGUUUGGAAAUCCUACAGGUUUGGCAAGGAGGAGAUCUUCCUCCUCAGGAUCACAAGGGCAACACAAUCUUAAUCACCCGCAGUUGUUUACUGAUAGUGGCAUAGCUCCAAAUAUACAACAAACGAUUGAUCCAUUAAUGGAUUAUAAUUUUGCACCUGAUAAUGAGAAGGAGGGCCCUUCAUCCUCGACGGGGAAAAAAGGACAAAGCAGGAAUUUAAAAGGAAUACACCCUCCAGAAAAUAGAGAGAGCAGGAAAUGGGUUAAACUCAUUGAUGAUAAGCUCCAGUUUGCUGAUCCAAACAUCCCUCGGGCUAUCACUUCAUUAUGGAAGUCACGUUUUGAUGACCUGUAUUUCACAUACGAGCGUGUCCCCCAAAGUAAGAUUGUUGAAAUUUAUAAUUGUUUCAAGACACUUUACCAGUGGGAUCCUGCAGAUAAUCGCCAUGUGCGAGUUGCAUUCCUGAAUUGUAUGAAACAUAGAUGGAGUGACAAUCUCAAGGAUAAGAAGUUGAAAUGGCACAAGAACUCAGCCUAUGUCCCAUGUUGGAUCCCAACUCAUAUAUGGCCUCAGUUGCUGACAUAUUGGGACUCUGAUGAAUAUAAGAGGCUCAGUGCAAGGGGAGCAAAGAAUAGGAGCUCUGGGGAGAGGGUGACUCACACCACUGGGUCCAUUAGCUUUGGCAUCCAUGAGAUGCGGAUGGAGAAAUUAAAGGAGACACACACCUUCAGAAAAAAGGCAGGAAAGGAUCAAGAGCUAGCGUGGAUCAAUGAAAAAGCAAAGCAUCGAUAUGUAAAGUGCAGAGAGAGUCAUGGCUCCGAUGCUAGUUCAUGGCCACGCAUGGAUAAUGAGGCAUGGGUUAAGGCUGUUGGAGGUUGCUCAUCUAAUUUCAUGCCAGGGAUUGGCUCCCAAGUAAAUCCAGAGAUGGUUGGUUUUACUUAUAGGAAGAGAAAACCUCGAGAAAACUUAAUAGCAGCAAUGACGGUGUCUAACUAUGAGGAGGCAUCAUCAAAACAAAGUGAGGAGUUAGAAAGACAAUGCCAACAAAUUGCUCUAAUGCAACAGCAGUUGGCCAAUAUGACACAAGCUCAGAAUAAUAUGAGCCAGACAAUUGCACAAUCUGUUGCAGUAGCUCUAGCCACUCAUGGCAUCUCCCCUCACGCAAGUCAUCAUCUAGUUGCCCCACCACAACUGUCACAUGGUCCUGGCUCAGGUCUUCGCAUGAAUUUAGCUUUCACCUACUGCAUUGAUUCUACACAAACCUUGAAAUCCCAGCAGCUACCCCAAGCCAAUUCCUAAGAUAUAAAACUCAUUCUAUUCC
This is a messenger RNA of Rubroshorea leprosula, 1394 nucleotides long. NCBI's taxonomy places the organism in Eukaryota, Viridiplantae, Streptophyta, Magnoliopsida, Malvales, Dipterocarpaceae. The record is from the annotation of a GenBank genome assembly.